Durio zibethinus is the source of this 606-nucleotide messenger RNA. The record is from RefSeq and is a predicted model, not a curated record. Lineage: Eukaryota; Viridiplantae; Streptophyta; Magnoliopsida; Malvales; Malvaceae.
AUGGUUUCGUGGCAUGAAAAUGAAGCAUUCAUGGACGGUUUUGAGGGCCUGGAAAGACGAAGGCUGGAAGCAAAAAAAAAAAAAAAAGAAGAGAGGAAGCUCUCGCAAACGGUGAGGCAGAAGGAGGACGCCUGGGUUGAAAGGAAGCGUGGACCAAGAAGAACGGGGAAAGCAACCGGUGGGAGAAGAAAAAAAGAAAAUAGAUGCAGAAAACAAAGAAGGAAGGAAGAACGUGAAGCCAAAGGGAAAAAAGAAAAAACAGAAACUAGAAGCAGAAGAGGUACCUGGAACGGAAGAGGAAAUCAGAAAAACCAAAAAAAAAAAAAAGGUGGCAAAAAGGGAGACGCUUUUUCAUGUGCUGAAACAGGGAAGGAGGACUCAGAAACUGUGAGAACGUGGAGCCAGGCAGGGCAGAGGAAAGAAGCAAGGAGAGAGAGAAAAAAAAAAAAAAAAAAAGGAGGCCAUUCAUGCGGGAGAGGCACCACGCAGCAAAGGAAAAACAGAGCAGAAACAGGGACUAGAAAAAACGCAAAACAGGAGAAAAAAGAGAAGCUGGGCGCUAAGAAGAAAAACCAGAAAAACCAGAAGACUCUCAACCAUUUGUAG